AUCAAGCGAGAGACAGUUUCAGAUUUAAAAUUAUACAAAAGAAUAUUUGACAAGAAAAUAUACCGAUAAAAUAAAAUAAUUUUACAGCAAAGCUGCGAGACUGCAAUCACAAAAUAAUAUUUUCAUCAAAGUUGUAAAAUUAAACAUUUACGAACUUCGUAUGACACACUUUUCUCUCUGCCUUUGAUAUUUUGUAACUAAAAUAGGAUGGAGAACAAGAUGACUUCGAAAGAAGCAACACGAAUUAAAAAUAUAUUGAAGGAGAUGCGUUUCCAGUUUGCGUUUAAAUGUUUGAAUGAUAUAAUGAAGAUCAAUCCGAAGGAAAAUAUUGCCUUUAGCCCACCUUGCAUAUAUAAAGGACUUUUAAUAACAUAUUUAAUGGUUAAAGGUGAUAUUGAGGAGCGCCUAAAAAAUAUUCUUCUCUUAACGGAGAUCAGCAAACAAGAUUUGAUCAAUUACCGCGGUCAUAUCAAAUAUUCGAAGAAUGUAUCUAUGGAUAAUCCCGAAUGUUACAGUUACGAUGUUAAAUGUUUCAUUAAACCUAAUAUACAAUUGCAAGAUACAUUAUCUCGUUUUAUGCACACAGCAGCCACAAUAUUAGAUUCGUCCACAAAUUCUGAGCAUUUAAUAAAUAACAUAAAUGAUAAAAUUUUAAAGAAUGCAGUACACGAUUACAUGAGUGAUUCCUCGAGUUUAGCCGUAGUUAGACCAGAUACCGAAUUUACUUUGAUGACAGCUAUCCAUGGCAGAUUUCAAAAAUUUCAAUAUUUAGCGGCUGUUGAAGCGGAUAUUGAGACUAUAGCAAGUCGCACUGACGAUCGAAGAAUUAGUUACUUCCAUAAGUAUUUGGGGAUACACGUGAACGAACACUAUUAUCAAAGCCGUCAGAUAUCACUGUUUGUGUUCAGACCUGCUUCAUUAAUAUCUGGUCAAUGUAGAAUCAGCAAAUAUAAGGAUUCCAGAACUAACAUUUGCGCUUUGAUCGAGCAAUUGUUAACCAGCGAGGGAUUCAGCGAAUUGCACAAAGUGCUAGAUAGAAGUGAAACAUUAUUAGAAAAGGUCGAAACACCUUUCAUAUUGUUGCCGUCCUUCGAAGUGGAGAAAAAUCUGACAAUCCGUGAGUUGCUGCUAGCAUUAGGUGCUAAACAAUUGUUGGAGCCGGACGCGAUCGAUUUGGAUCCUUCCACCGUUGAGGGAGAUCAACUCAGUGUGCGCAUCGGCAAUGUCAUGCAUCGUUCUCAAGUCAAGGUCACGCAGAAGGAUAUCUCAGCAAGUGCGAUAACCUUGAUCCACACCGGACGUGAAUCCUCUCCGAGCACCGAAAUAGAAAACGAAAAUUGUAAUCAUCCCUUCGUUUGGCUGAUUUAUGAUAAGAAACGUAGAGAAGUUCUCUAUAUUGGCGCUUUUAAUAAAUUUGCGAGUGCUGUUCCAAAAUGUCAAUGGAACAUACAAAUGGAAUUUUUGAUUUGAAAUAACAUCAUAUAACAAAGAUGUAGUUACGUAUUGCAAAAUAAUAUGUAAUUGUCGAAGCUUUCUUUCCACUUAUGCGAUUUAACUUUUUGGUGAUUUAAAUCGAAAUGCAUUGUAUUUUGUGCGCAAUGUACAACUGUAAACAGCUUUUAUUUAAAAUUUUGGGGACUAACAAAAUAAUUAUUUU
Nylanderia fulva is the source of this 1657-nucleotide messenger RNA. Its product is annotated as serine protease inhibitor 88Ea-like. The record is from RefSeq and is a predicted model, not a curated record. Gene Ontology annotation, molecular function: serine-type endopeptidase inhibitor activity. Lineage: Eukaryota; Metazoa; Arthropoda; Insecta; Hymenoptera; Formicidae.